Messenger RNA from Sebastes umbrosus (honeycomb rockfish), 2588 nucleotides. Its product is annotated as transcription factor-like 5 protein. The record is from RefSeq and is a predicted model, not a curated record. Gene Ontology annotation, cellular component: nucleus. NCBI's taxonomy places the organism in Eukaryota, Metazoa, Chordata, Actinopteri, Perciformes, Sebastidae. Bases 193 to 1539 code for a protein of 448 amino acids. Gene Ontology annotation, biological process: regulation of DNA-templated transcription; spermatogenesis. The transcript has 7 exons. Gene Ontology annotation, molecular function: DNA-binding transcription factor activity, RNA polymerase II-specific; protein dimerization activity; RNA polymerase II cis-regulatory region sequence-specific DNA binding.
CAGACAGAUUGUUAUUUUCUUGUUUGCCUCAAUGUGUCUUUAGACAGUAAAGGCUGCUGACCCCUGAUCUAGAGGCUCUAUACUAAUGUAGCCUCCCGAGUGACCCGUCAGUGUAACGACGUCCGGGGUUACAGUUACAGUUACAGCACCACUCUGACUCAUCGGUCCAGGAGCUGACAUUACAAGUGAAGGAUGUCAUCCUUUCCCCAAGCUUGUAGAACCCUCCACGUGUCACCUUCAUCCAGAGAACACGCCUGUGAACCAGUUGGGAUGAUUUUGAGCCAAGGUGGAUGUUUGACACAUGAUCAUGGGCAGAUGUUGGGACCUGAGCUCGGUCUGAUGGAGAUGUCAGAGGUUGAAUAUACACACCUUCAGCACCUCAUCCAGGCCCACAUGGAGGCACACAUUGCUCCUCCAGAUGUGCCUGAUGCCAGAUCUGCUACAUUGACGGCUAAAGACGGCACUGGAUCCGUGGUGAUUUCCCCUUUCACAACCACUCAAGCUAUUGACCUAUCAACUUCAACUGAGGAACACUGUCUGGUGAUGCCAGGAGAGAAGACACCAGCUUCUUACGGAGAGGUUCCGGGUUUUGUGCUGGCCAGAGUCAGAGGUGCAGACAGCCCGACUGAACCACGCGCCAACAGCAGCACAUCUUCACAGAACCGAUCCAGAUCAGCUGCUAGAGUCUGCUUGGAGAAAAGGUUUAACACCCUGUCUGCUGACACCCCAAGACAGCAAGAUAUUCAGUCUGCAGUUCUCAGCAAUUUUUGGACAAUGCUUCAGCAGUCUGCAGAGGCUCAGGAGGCAGCCAUACACUCCCAAAUGCACAAGUGGAUGAAAACUGACAGGGCAAAUCCUUAUGAGGUUUCCAGCCCAUUUGUAGGGGGUUCAUUUAACCCAGUCACCAACACGUGUGAACAACCUCAGGUGAUUGGCCAUAUUCCUCACAUGGUUGAACCUAACAACCAUCCAGGUUUAAUCUUCCCCACGAGUUUCUCGUUUAAUUUCCGCCCAGAAAGGGUUGUUACAAAAGCUCACUAUACAAGCAAGUCAACAGAAGAGCAGCAGUUGGCGAACACAGAAAGUGAUGUGGCGACACAUGCUGCCCUCAGGAAGCACGCUAGUACCCACAGCUCUCAACCCAUCAAGGCUGCUUCGGCCGCCCCAGACUCCGCUGGAGAAUCAGGGAGCAGCACCAGGAGAACAGCUCAACCUCAUAUGUCACUCAUUCAGCGCAGGGAGAGACACAACACAAAGGAGAGGGAACGCAGGAAGAGGAUUCGUCUGUACUGUGAUGAGCUGAACAUGCUGGUGCCAUUCUGUGAGUCGGAUACAGACAAAGCCACCACCCUGCAGUGGACCACUGCCUUCCUCCGAUACCUCAAUAAAACGUAUGGAGACACCUUAAAAGAGGAGUUUCAAAGGACAUUCACUGAUGAGAAAGGACACUUUCUUAAAGCCAGCCCUUCUUCAGGCCAGGACCCAAUCCACCGGAACAUGGACGACAAUCUGAGCAUUCCUCAUGCGGUAGAGCAAUAACCCUCUCACUACUUUAUCUAAUAAAUCAGCAAGAUAGUUGAGUACAUUUUAAUUCAAUAUUUAAGCUUGGGUUGUCCCAUGCGGUCUGGAUAUGUGUUAGGUCAAUGUGUUGUAACAUUUUUCAAUGACAAAAAGCAUCCUUUUGAGAGGAGCUCUGCUUCUGAUAGCAUCACAAUGAUUUAGAAAGUGGAAGGUUUCCCGUCUCAGACCACGUGAUGCUCAAACAAGGCUGGUUUUGUCCAGCUGCAUCUCAAAACCACAAUUCAUCAGGCAAGUGUUUGAAGCGUCAUGCCAUUUCUUCUACCGCUGAUAAAUUAUAUUCCCCCUUAAGAGACAAUAUUUGUACAAAAAAAAGGGCUUUUCAUAGAGUCAUACACAGGUGGCACUGUUUCCCUUUGAAAACUGCAGAGAUAGUGCUUUUCAGCUAUCAUACAUUUAGCAAGUUUUAACUUUAAGUGCACCUUUUAUACGCUUGAUUAAAAUUUAGUACAUUUUUAAUUAAAAUAAGUGUUCAUACAGUAUGUUCAGUUUUCUUUUCCACAUACAUCCAUUGUUUAGUCAUAUGUUAGUGUAAAUGCACUUAAAUAUUUAAAUUUCAAUAAUUUUGCAUGGAAAUAAAUGUUGCUACUUUGUUAUUUAAUGGGAUUACUUGAUUUUCAUGGUGUUAAGCAUAUUACUCUGACGUACAGACUGUUCAUUUGAUAUGUAGAGAAGAGUAAUGUUUUACUGAAAAGUGGCUUUAUUUGUUCUUUCUUACAACAUGUCGCUGUAGCAUCUUACUGUACAUACAACAGUCACCCACAAAUAAUAAAUAGUAUUUCAGGUCAUGUAUAUUUAAUAGUUACAGCACCGGUAGUACAUAGUGGAUGGGGUCAUUGUAGUUUAAAAAAAAAAAGAAAAGAAGAAAAAAAAAACAUUGCUCCUAAGAGUCUUAAAUUUAUUUUACAAUGUCUGAUUUAUGCAUCCACAAGUUUUAUUUUGUUUUUGAUUCUCAGAUCUAGAGAAUCAACUUCACAUGUAAUAAAAAAAACAAAUAAGCUGUAAAAAAA